CUGACAGCGUGAAUAUGUUUACAAAUAAAUUAGACCAAGAACUAUAGUCACACAACUUCUCCGCAUUUUUUAUGUUUGAACAACUUCAAUGAAAGUAUGGCGAGGUAAAACAGUUAUCAAUUUGGAAAAUGAUGGAAGGCUUAUUAGUACCUACUUGCUUAAACCACUAAAAACCAGAUAAUGGUCUAUUCAUCUGUCAAAUGUCCUGUCACUAAUUUGGGAAAGUUCAAAAUUGUAUGUUUCUUAUUAUAUUGACAAGAUGUGCACAGAGUGUUUCAUAAUACUGCUCGUAUACGUUUUACCUAUACAGUCCAGGGACCUGAGCAAACCAGGAGAAAUCACGUUCGAUCAGUAUCAGCGUUAUCAAAAUAUUCAGGAUUACCUCUAUCGACUUAAUGGGACGUACAAGAGACUUGUUACGGUAGAACAUUUCGGUGUUUCAGUGGAAAAUCGAAAUUUAACAUCUAUUAAGAUAUCGACUGGUGGAAAUUUCAAGAAACCCUUAAUAUUUAUAGAUGCAGGAAUACAUGCAAGGGAGUGGAUUGGGCCCGCACAAGCUCUAUACGUCAUACAUCGGUUAGUAGAAAAUCCAUCCCUGUCAAGUUUGGUCAAGAAUGUCAACUGGCUAAUUGUACCACUAGUUAAUCCUGAUGGAUAUGAAUAUUCCCACAUGGUUGAUAGGCUUUGGCGGAAAAAUCGAGCAAAGGGAAAAAUAUGUGACGGAGUUGACUUGAAUCGAAAUUUCGAUUUUCAAUGGUUACAUUCUGGUGCCAGUCGGAGUGAAUGUUCUAAUAACUUUGCUGGAGUGCGCCCUUUUUCUGAGCCUGAAAGCUUGGCUUUAAGUAAAAUAAUAGCGAAACACGCCGAAAGUACCAGUAUCUACAUCAGUCUCCAUGCAGCUGCACAGUCUAUUUUGUACCCUUGGGGUUACACCACCGAUUUACCUGAUAAUGGCCAAGAAUUGCACGAUUUAGCUCAAAAUCUAACCGAAGCCGUGUAUAGAGUUAAUUCCACACAGUAUAAGGUUGGCAGUUCUGCAAAUAUACUGUAUGCGGAUUCCGGAACGAGUCGAGAUUGGGCAUACGCUGUAGCGAACAUAAAAUUAGCUUAUACCAUUGAGUUAAAGGGCUUCUCAGAUAGCUUAUUGAACCGUCGUAGGGGAGGUCGCUUUGAUAUACCACCGGAGGAUAUCUUGAAUGUUGUUUCUGAGAUGUUUGAAGGAAUCAAACGUUUACAUUCGUAUGUAGAACCUAAGCAUCAAGUAUGUGCAUUGACAUUUGAUAAUCUUAUCAACAAUUUAAAAAGAAUCUUCUUUUUCGUAUGAAAUAACAAUCUACUUGUUUAAAUUGAAAUUAGAAUUUUUA
This is a messenger RNA of Photinus pyralis (common eastern firefly), 1364 nucleotides long. RefSeq names its product carboxypeptidase B-like. The record is from RefSeq and is a predicted model, not a curated record. The transcript is spliced from 4 exons. Lineage: Eukaryota; Metazoa; Arthropoda; Insecta; Coleoptera; Lampyridae. The coding region runs from base 260 to 1324 and encodes 354 amino acids. Gene Ontology annotation, biological process: proteolysis. Gene Ontology annotation, molecular function: metallocarboxypeptidase activity; zinc ion binding.